Messenger RNA from Arabidopsis lyrata subsp. lyrata, 1946 nucleotides. Its product is annotated as putative F-box/FBD/LRR-repeat protein At4g00315. NCBI's taxonomy places the organism in Eukaryota, Viridiplantae, Streptophyta, Magnoliopsida, Brassicales, Brassicaceae. Gene Ontology annotation, molecular function: protein binding. Bases 140 to 1450 code for a protein of 436 amino acids. The transcript is spliced from 3 exons. The record is from RefSeq and is a predicted model, not a curated record.
UUCCUUUGUCUUAUUAUUCCUUGUCUAUGUUCUUACUUGUGUUCACUAUUUUUCUUGGACAGAUUCCAAGUUUCUUAUUCUUCAAGGUAAGAGAAUCUUGGUCAAAAACAAAGAAAAGAAACGUUGAGAUUGUGGAGAAAUGGACAAGCUCAGUCAGUUGCCUGAGGAAUUGCUGGUGAAGGUACUUUCAUUUCUUCCAACAAAAGAUGCUGUAAGCACAAGUAUUCUAUCAAUGCGAUGGAAGUCUCUUUGGAUGUGGCUACCUAGGCUGGAGUUCGAUUAUAGUUGUUAUUCAAUGUCUAGAGGGCAGGGGUUUGCAAGAUUUAUUUCUUUGAAUCUGCCAGUACAUAAAGCUCCGGCCAUUGAAAGAUUGAGUCUCAAGUUUAGGUAUAUAGAAAAUGGAUCAAUCGAACCUGAAGAUAUCGAUUUUUGGGUUUCACUUGCAAUCUAUAAAAACGUCCGUGAGUUAUGUCUCAAGCUUUUAUCUUUUGCGGAGCGUCCAACUAAGUUGCCUAGUAGCUUGUAUAUCUGCAAAUCGAUUGUGAUCUUGACACUGAAAGACGAGAUUCUCGUGGAUGUUCCUGGUACGGUAUGUCUCCCCUCCCUGAAAACGUUGUUCCUUAGACGUGUGACUUACUCGGAUGAAAAUUCUCUUCACCGACUUCUUUCCAACUGCCCUGUUCUUGAGGAUCUUGUUGUGGAAAGAGAUGAAAUUGACAAUUUGGGAAAAGUGAGUGUGAUUGUCAAGUCCUUGCAGAGACUAACCCUAAAGAUGUCUGUUGCUUGUGAUCUUGAUGGGCUUAUGAUGAAUACUCCUUCUUUGAAGUAUUUCAAAGUCACUGAUGAAAGGCUAGACAGUAAUGGUGAUAGUGAUAGUCCUCGAUACGCCUACUCUUUUGAAGCUAUGCCUAAGUUGGAGGAGGCAGAUUUUUUAUUGACAUUCCAAAAUAUCAAAAAGUGUUUUAGAUCAUUCACAUCUGUUAAGCGGCUUUCGUUAUGCUUAGGAGUCUACAAAGAAGAGUCUUUAUAUCAUGAGGGUCUUGUUUUCAACCAGCUUGAAACUUUGAAGAUAUGUUCAUGUGAUUCAGAUUGGUCAAUUUUACUUGCUCGGUUACUCAGGGAUUCUCCUAAUUUACGAGAUCUCGAGACUUACGUGAUAGAAGAUCAUCCAGACAGGCGUGUAAAUCUACCAAAUCAUUGGGACAAUCAAUUGAAUUGUGUUCCUAAAUGUUUGUUGUCGAGUCUCGAAACGUUCUAUUGGAGUGAGAUGCAUGGAUUGCUGCAGAACCAGAUGGAUGUGGCUAAAUACAUCUUGAGAAAUGCUCUCUGCUUAAAGUCUGCGACAAUCUCUUUUUCGACAACCUAUGCGCAAGAAACAAUAGAUGAGAUGAUCGAAGAGUUGGCACUUUCUUUUCGAGGUCCAGAAACAUGCCAAGUUUUCUUUGAUUGAGGAUGUGAAUCAUAAGGAUUCAGACUUGCAUUUCCAUAGACACUACCCUCCGUAUUACAAUGGUUUUUUAUUUGCAGCCGUAACUUGAUCUAAACUUAAGGUUUAUUUUUUGUUUUUGGUGUUUUUGUAUACUUUAUCUUUGAGCAUACUGUUUUUGUUGAGACAUUGGUUUUAUCUUCUUCUGAUAUCUCACAUCUAGACUCUCUCUUAGGUAUGAAACUAGCUUCACCAAAUCACCCAAGUAUUUCGUACGAACAUUAGCGUAAGUGAAAAUGUGAUUUCAUCUCUCUGUUUCCAUAGUGUAUACUUUUAUGUUCUUCUUGAAACUCUGCAAACCAAUCUUUUUAAAUGGAGAAAUAAGAAAGUUGCAAAAAGAGGGACAAGUCUUAGACAACAACGACAACAGAGGAAUAUGAAGAAACAGAGAUAGAGAACAGAUUAGAUAGCUUGCAACACAAGUCAAACAUAUACAUAUACGAGAGAAAAGAGAUUGAAA